AUGUUGGGACGAAGCCGCGCUCAUACACAUUUACGAAUCUUAUGGGGAACACAACCUACCGAGCUUCUGACGACGUUAGUCUUUGGUAUGCUAGCAACGUUUUCACUACGAGCCUUGCUGCUACGUUUAGUUCUUUUAUGUAGUUUCAAUCCCGUGAUUAUACUCAUUACAGCCUUGAACUGGUUGCCUGCUCCAACAGACAUCGUUGUCCUGGACAAAACGAACACAUCGCUGGAGAUUUCCUGGUCGCCGCCGGUCAUCCAUGAAACCGGUCAUAACGCCGUCAUCAAUCAGCACUUGAUGAACGUGUACGAGUUUAUACCAUCGUCAAAGUCGCUUGUGAAGAAAUUCUCGCUCAAUGUGCCCGUACCGAAGACGUCGUAUUCCAUUGGACGUCUCACACCUGGUUCUGUCUACAAUGUCACUCUCCAGGUACUUUUUGAAUCUUUUUUUCCCGGCAUUUCAUUUUCGCGUCCUCAUCAGUUUUGA
Messenger RNA from Haemonchus placei, 489 nucleotides. The record is from the annotation of a GenBank genome assembly. Lineage: Eukaryota; Metazoa; Nematoda; Chromadorea; Rhabditida; Trichostrongylidae.